CCUUCACCAUCAGGUCUGACCACAUGAAGGUGUUGGGGAUCUGGUUCGGAGGGGCCGAGGCGUGCAACAAGAACUGGCGGGAGCGGACUGCCAAGGUGAAACAGAAACUGGGACUGUGGGGAGGGCGCUCCCUGUCGAUAACGGGCAAGAACCUGGUCAUCAGGUGUGAGGUGCUCUCAGGGCUGCUGUACUUGGCGCAGGUCUGGCCCGUCCCCCGCUCCUACAGCUCGGAAAUCACCCGGGCUGUCUUCAGAUUCGUCUGGGGAUCCAAGAUGAAGCGGGUGAGACGGACCGCCAUGCACAAGUCCCUGGACAAUGGGGGCAAGAACGUCCCCAAUGUCGCCCUCACCCUGAUGGCCAGCUUCGUGUGUGGCUGCAUCAAGUUGUGCGUGGAUCCCAGAUACGUGGGCACAAAGUACUACUAUGUGCCUAGGUUUUACCUGUCGCCCUGGCUACGAAGGAUGGGUCUGGCCCCUUUACCGCGCAACACCCCUGUCAGCUGGUCGUUGCCCCCUUACCUGUCCUUCGUAGAAAAAUUCUUCAAGACCAACGCAUUUGACCACAGGGCCAUUAGACAGUGGUCGGCACGUAAUGUCCUGCAGGCACUGCAGGAGAAGGACGUGAUGGACACAGUGGGGUGGUUCCCGGAGCAGACUGUCCAGUUCAUCUGGCAAAAUGCCUCAUCGCCAGAUCUCACCAACAGGCACAAAGACCUAGCCUGGCUGGCGGCGAGAGGGGCCCUCCCAGUCAGAUCCCUCCUGUACGCCCGGAACGGUUCCUCCACACCCCGUUGCCCAAGGGAGGACUGUAAUGGGGUGGAGUCGGGGGCUCACCUCUUUGCACACUGUGGGUUCGCAAAGAAGGUGUGGAAGAGAAUGGAAGGGACAGUACUAAGAUGCAUGCCCAGCAGCUGCGCCAUGUCGCCAGCUUGA
Molecule: messenger RNA, 932 nt
Organism: Mobula hypostoma (lesser devil ray)
Lineage: Eukaryota; Metazoa; Chordata; Chondrichthyes; Myliobatiformes; Myliobatidae
Exons: 2
Coding region: 24-932 (302 amino acids)
Source: RefSeq, a predicted model, not a curated record